CUCAUUUAUAAAAAGGGUGAAAAUGACUGAAGUUUUGGAUUUAACCAAGGAUUAUACCAAGGAGAACCAAAACGUUGACAAAUCUAAAACCCGGAAGCGGCGGAGAAAGACAGGACCAAAGACAGAUUCAACACCGUACGCCACCGUCCCACUUCCGCCUUGCAAGGUAUGCGGUGGAAACUCGACCGGAUAUCAUUUCGGGGCGAUCACUUGCGAAGCUUGUAAGGCAUUUUUCCGACGGGUAUUAAUACACAAACAUGAAUAUAAGUGCAUGAAGAAUGACGACUGUAAAAUUGUAAUGAAGAGACUGGGUAACUGUUCAGCUUGCAGACUCAAGAAAUGUUACGAUAUCGGAAUGUCUAAAGGAGGUGUACGUAAAGGAAGAUAUUCCAUAGCAAUAAGAACGAGAGCAAUUGUCGAAGCUAAAGCUUUGGAGGGAAAAAAUCCACCAGCAAUAACACCAAGUAAAGAAGCAUGUGAGAUGUCCGCCGUAGGUAAUUCGUCUAAGUCGUCAAUAGAAUCAGCCUUAUCAUCGUCAACAGAAAGUCUUCUACGGAACACAGGUUUACAUCAUAUUGUAAAGCAUGCUGAUAACUUGAAACUCCUUUUAUAAUCUAAAACGAAUAUU
This is a messenger RNA of Ruditapes philippinarum (Manila clam), 628 nucleotides long. Its product is annotated as estrogen receptor-like. The transcript is spliced from 3 exons. Gene Ontology annotation, molecular function: DNA-binding transcription factor activity; zinc ion binding; sequence-specific DNA binding. Gene Ontology annotation, biological process: regulation of DNA-templated transcription. Lineage: Eukaryota; Metazoa; Mollusca; Bivalvia; Venerida; Veneridae. The record is from RefSeq and is a predicted model, not a curated record. The coding region runs from base 23 to 613 and encodes 196 amino acids.